Molecule: messenger RNA, 1362 nt
Organism: Cuscuta campestris
Lineage: Eukaryota; Viridiplantae; Streptophyta; Magnoliopsida; Solanales; Convolvulaceae
Source: the annotation of a GenBank genome assembly
GUAGCUGGCGGCGUUAGGUGUUUGCUGCCGCCGUGUUCGCCGCCGUGGUUUUCGGCUAUUCAGUAUUUCCGUAUUCAUUACAGAUAAAGUCCUUGACUAAAUAUCUCUUCAACUCCAAGAAAUAUUCUUGACUGAAUUUCUUACAAAGCCAAAGGAAACCAAAGAAGAAGAAGAAGAAAAUAAGAGUAGCUAGGUUGAAAAUGCUGGAAAAUGGAUAUUGGCACGAGGCGCCAGGUGGAUGGGAAUUUCCUACCUCACUCGGCAGCCACGCGGCGGAAAGAGCUUCAAAAAUAUCAUCGGAGUCCACUGGAAGUGACAUUUGUGCUAAUAAUGGGCAUCGUCUUGUUGGCGAGAAGGUGGGAGUUGAUGGGAACUCAUCACUUGGUCAGGUUCCUCGGGCAGAAAAUGACCUCGGUUUCUUAGAUGAUCCUUAUGAUGAUGGGAAACAUUCUAGUGAUCUCUUCUUGGAUUAUGGUUGGCCUGAUGAGCUUGGGAACUUUGAUGAUGUUGACAGGAUGUUCAGAAGUUGUGAUUCUUCUACAUUUGGGCUUGGGACCAGUUAUGGUGAUGAAAGCUUAGGUUGGUUUUCAUCUUUAGAUGCCAUUGAAGAAGGGUGUGGAGAAGGAACGAGGCCAGAUUUUAACUUGUCGUCAUGCCUUUCACCCACCGCACUGAAGAUGAUUUCAGUGGCUGAGGACGCAAUCAACUAUUCGGGCGUGACUGACCAAUCCAGUGGCGGCGAUUGUUACGGGGGGAAUCUGUGGGACCCAGAGAAUUCUCGCGUGCCGCCGCCCACCCUGAGACCUUCUUACCAGGUGGGCCCCACCUUUCCAGAUGAAAGAAGGGUAGAGAAGAAGAAGAAGAAGCAAAUUGACAUGGAUGGAGUGAGCAUGAAAGCUCCAAUGGAAUUGGAUUGUUCUUCAGGGGUGAAUGAAAAUGCUUCAGAAGAGGCUAAUAGUUUUCGCCAACUUCAACAUGUCAUGGAAACGAUUGAUUUGAAGACAAAGCUAUGCAUAAGAGACAGUUUGUACAGAUUGGCUCGAAGUGCUGAACAGAGAAACAGACAUCCUAACCUCAAUGGAGAUGCAAGUGGGGAUUUGAUAGCUAAUACUAAAAGGUGUGUUGGGUAUGUGGAUAUGGAGGCGGAUACAAACCCCGUGGAUCGAUCCAUAGCCCAUUUGCUAUUUCAUCAGCGCUGAGAGUCAUCGACUCUGGCUGACAUCUCUAAUAUGCGGAGGUAUAGAAUCUGCAAAAAAAAAAGAAGCUUGGAGCUUGGGUACUGCUUUGAUUUGAAUGGAAGUUUUAUGUUUGGAAAUUUGAAUGGGAAGUUUUAUGUUUGGAAACUAAAGUUUGGAAAUCUUU